GUCGAGCGAGAUAAGUUGUUAGAGUCGGAUAUUUUAGACUUAUAUCAACACUCAAAUCGAAAAAUGCAGUGCAUUCGUGUGACAACUCCUUUGACAUGGCUACUAAGUGUUUUUGCGAUAAUAAUAGGCUUCUCGAACAUAGCUGCUGGACUUGAAUGCUAUACCUGCAAGGGUAUUAACUGUCAAAGACCAUCGAAGGUCAAUGAGACAACCGUCUGUGCCAACAAAUGGGAUGAGUGUGUUACCAUCUUCAGUGGAUUGAGCGUAAUUGAGAGAGGUUGUUUCACAUCCAUUCCCGAGGAACAUCUUAAGAGAUGUACCGAUGGGCCGAUCAGUAAAGAAUGCCACAUGUGCUUUGGAAAUCUCUGCAAUAAUCGGGGAGCAGCCACGUGUAUACAUUGCAGUGCAAAGAACAACAAAGAAUGCCUGGAAUACCACUGCCCAGUGCCAGAAGGAGACAACACCUAUUGUUAUUAUCGUUCUCUUGCUAAUGGUCGCAGCGAAAGCGGUUGUUUGGCACGCCUCGAGGACCAACUUAAAUGUCAACAAGACAACCAAUGUGAAAUGUGUCUUUCCACCCCGGACAGAGCUUGUAAUGGAGGAAUGAUACCAUCAACGUCCAGUGGGGCUAAUCAAAUUUUUGCAAAUAGUUUGUUUAUUAUUGUUAUAUUUGCUCUAUGUAGUUUAUUUACAAAAUUGUAAAUUAUACAAAUUGAAUACGAUUUUGAUUGAGAGGGUGUGUAAUAGUAAUAGAAAUGAACAUUGUUAAAA
Molecule: messenger RNA, 771 nt
Organism: Musca domestica (house fly)
Lineage: Eukaryota; Metazoa; Arthropoda; Insecta; Diptera; Muscidae
Exons: 3
Coding region: 64-702 (212 amino acids)
Source: RefSeq, a predicted model, not a curated record